Acyrthosiphon pisum (pea aphid) is the source of this 1550-nucleotide messenger RNA. Its product is annotated as CCR4-NOT transcription complex subunit 7-like. The record is from RefSeq and is a predicted model, not a curated record. NCBI's taxonomy places the organism in Eukaryota, Metazoa, Arthropoda, Insecta, Hemiptera, Aphididae. Gene Ontology annotation, cellular component: CCR4-NOT complex. Gene Ontology annotation, molecular function: poly(A)-specific ribonuclease activity; nucleic acid binding.
UGUCAAUACUGAAGACCUAUUAUUUUUAUCUUUCAGUUCAAGGUAGUGAAAUUGCCUGUGAUCAUUAAACUUUGAGCUUAUUCACUGAACAAUAUCCAAGCAUUCCCAAUGAAAAGUGUAGCUGUUGAUGGUACAUCAGAUAAUUUACGUCAGUUAAACACCACUUGGGGAAAAAGUAGAGGUGAACAACAAACAGAGUUGAGUGCAGACGCACGGAACACAGUACGAAGAACAUUGUUUGUUGAGCCGACCGCUAAAUUAGAAAGCGAUGAUAACAUUUUAACGGAUGCCAACGAAAAAAAUCCUAAGUGGCUAUCGUACGUAUUACAAAGGUUAAGUGAAGAUACAAAAACUAUGCCUGGUAAUAGUCAAACACCACCAGCCAAAGAGGUAAAAGAGAGAGAGCCGGAAGUACAAACUGGAGUUGGACCUGAUUGUGGUAUAAAGGACGUUUGGGCUCAUAAUUUAGAAGAAGAGUUUACGUCAAUACGAAAACUUUUACCAAAAUAUUGUUAUGUGGCUAUGGAUACAGAAUUCCCAGGUGUUGUAGCCCGACCUAUUGGCGAUUUUAAAACAACUGCUGAUUAUCUGUACCAAUUGUUGCGGUGUAAUGUCGAUCUGUUAAGGAUCAUUCAAUUGGGGCUUUCAUUUUUCGACGAAGAUGGUAAAACUCCCACUGGUCCAUAUACUACUUGGCAAUUCAAUUUUAAAUUCAAUUUGUCAGAAGAUAUGUAUGCCCAAGACAGUAUUGAGUUAUUGACAAAUUCCAGAAUACAAUUUAAGAAGCAUGAAGAGAACGGAAUCGAACCUUUAGUUUUCGCUGAAUGCAUAAUCACAUCUGGUUUGGUAUUGAUGGAUAAUAUAAAAUGGAUGACAUUCCACAGCAGUUUUGAUUUUGGCUACUUAGUCAAGGUGUUGACUGAUGAAAAAUUGCCACAAGAGGAGUCAGAUUUUUUUGAUAUGUUCUCUCUAUACUUUCCUUGUGUGUAUGACAUCAAGUAUCUCAUGAAGAGUUGCAAAAAUUUGAAGGGUGGUCUACAAGAAGUUGCAGAUCAAUUGGAACUGAAGCGGAUUGGACCACAACACCAGGCUGGUAGCGAUUCUCUACUUACAGGCAUGGCUUUUUUUAAAAUCAGGGACAUGUAUUUUGAAGGAAUGAUUGACAGCAAGAAAUAUUGUGGUCAUUUGUAUGGCUUGGGCAUUACCACAUUGAACAAUGGCCAAAUUCGGUAUGAUAAUAAUGAAGGGCCACCCAAUUAAAUAUACCAGAAAUACAUUAUUAAUAUAAUAAAUAUAUUAUUUCCAAUGAUCGUACAGUUGUUUACCACUGAUGAAUGGUACCAACUAUACAUUUUGACUUAAAGAAACAAAUUUAAAAAAAAUUAUAUGCCUCGGGUGUAAUUUUUCUCUUCUCAAUUUAUUUAUUCUGUGUAAAAUUUUGUUUGCCAACUGUGAAUGAAAUUAGAAAAUGAUAGAAUUAAAUGUAGUUUAGAAUUAUUAUGUUAAGAAAAAAAAUAAUUAAAGAAAAAAAAUGGUCUUUAUAAUAAUAA